Molecule: messenger RNA, 2610 nt
Organism: Ectocarpus siliculosus
Lineage: Eukaryota; Phaeophyceae; Ectocarpales; Ectocarpaceae
Source: the annotation of a GenBank genome assembly
AUGCAGUCAGCGUUGAUGGCGGGUGGGCUGACACCGGCGCUGCGGCAACUCAAGGACUGCCGGCACACCUUCCCUUCUAGCAAAUGGGACACAAGGGACAGCCAGGGAGCGCCUCGGCAUGGCCAAGGAUGCCUCACGUGCAAUGGUCCCCGACCGGAGCGCCCAACGGAGCUAGAGCCGAAUAAUGAGACGGGCACAGGCGAUUUCGGUGCUAUUCUCAAUGGCAUUGAAGAGGGGGGGCGGGUUGAAAGGUGCGGGGGGGACUCACGGCCGAAGCUUGUCCCGGGAGCAAUGCUAACCUUUUCGAAUACUGCUGUUGCGGCCGUCAAGGCGUUUGCCGAGGAGGUGCUAGCCGAAGAGGACCCACCACGGCGUGCAACGAAAGCAGCGGCGAUCGUGAAGGAGGCGACAACAGAGGUGUCAUUCGCCAACCGGCGUAAUCAUCCUCGCACCGAAGUUCUUGUGACUAGACUGCAGGCCGUGGUUAGGGGUUGGUUGGCUCGGCGUCUUGCCCGCGUGCUUCUCCUCAGGGGUGGCUGCCGUCGAGAGCUUGACGUGGCCUCGGGAGCGUGGCAGUACGUGUGGAGCCACCGAGCCGCUGUCCCCGGCGCCCCCGGCGCCGCCGCCACCGCGCCCGGCAGGGCGAGCUACGCCGGCGGCAUCGGCGGCGGCGGAUAUCGUUCGCCUGCGUGUGGCGGCGACGGCGGCGAGGGGUUGUUCCGGACGUGGUACCCCCCCGCGCUGCUGAAGAACGAGAGUCUGCCCAGCCCACGGGCGGCCGCGAGAAGGGUGGAGGGGGAAGGGCGGAAGCGGGAGGCCCGGUUGGCUCUCGCCAACUCCUUGCUCGACGAUCAGAGAGCCGAGCUGAACAGACGCGACGCCCGCGCGGCGCGGCUGCUUGCCCUGGUGGAGGUGGUGAAGUUGGUCGAGCGUGCGAUGGCGUCCCUCGAGGAAGCGGCUCUCACCUGCUUCGGUACGGGCAGUGAACCCCUUGCUAUCUCCGUCAAGGUGUUGCAUCCCCGAGGAGGGGAGCCCGGGGACGGAGCGCGGGAGGCCGUCGUGACAGAGAUCAUGUCUGCGUGGCACCGAAUCGAUGCUCAGGUGCGCGAGCAAGAAGAAGCAGCUCGACUACGUGCAGAGCGCACGAACGACAAAGGGAAAUCCCCAAAGACUUCACCGAACCGCGGAGGCGGCGUGAGUGCUAGACGAACGCCCAGGUCGGGCAGCCGAGAGGGUCGCGGGAAGUCUACAGGCAGGAGAGAAGCCAAGCUCUCGGUGCCCACGACCAACGAAAACCUUGCAGCGUUCGAGCAGAUUGCUGCAAGACUCCUUGCACGAAGACGCGUCCGAGGCGGUGGCCUCUCUUCUCCAGAGGAAGCGAGUGCUCGGCUGCAUCCACGAGGCUUCAAGAUACAGGUAUUUCCUCCGUGGGCACUUGCUUCACACAGAUUCAUCGCCCUGGUGCACCGCGGUAGUCUCGUGGCGGUGUCGCAGGCGUCACCCUUUGUGUUUUGGGAAAAUCUGGCGGACAGGAAAAAGACAAACCAACUCAUCGCGGACAUUCUGGGGCCGUUCCUGGAGAACCCCGACCUUCUCAAGGCGGCGUUUGCAGAUGAGCCGGGCGAAAGAGCUUCCGUUCCCGCCACCAAGGCGACCAGCGCUGGUCGAUCCACCACCAAUAAUGCCGUCAGCACCGCACGCGAGACCCCCGGAGACGGGGCAGGCGGCGACGGAGAGCAGUCCACGUCGUCCUCUGUCGCGGAGGCGGGGGACACCGGAGUUCGACAGAUUGGCCGGGAGAACGAAGAAGGCUCCGCAGCAGCAGCAGCAGCAGCAGCAGCAGAUGGCGGGAUGUGGGGGUACAGGUCAAGCUUGUCCUCGAAGGGCUGCUGGAAGAUCGAUGCACGGGCGGUCGCGCGGAGGGAUUCGUCGUUAAAGCUGGGCUUUGAUUCGGUGGCGUUUGACCUUUUCGUCCUCCCGGACGAGAAGAAGGGGGGCAAGAAAGGAGGACAAGAGCCUCCUGCAGCACCAUCGGUAGGGAAGCAGCGUCACGCCACGAGAGUUAACGACCACGAGGAGGAUGAAUCGUCUUCACCUCGCGCGACACGUGCGGUUGUAACCAACGCCGUGCCCUUUCGCCUGGCGGACGGGCUACCCCGAGAGCUCGGCCCCCUUCUGUUCGAAGACACGUCGGACGCCUCUCUCCUCGCGGGAGACGCCGCAGAGGACCAUCCCCAGUCUCGUGGGGCUAAAAGGAAACCCGAACACCCCCGGGUGACAGUUUCGGACCCUGAACUAGUUGGCUCACGACCCGAGGAAGCCGAGGAAGAGACGGAGGAAGAAGAAGGAUAUGAGUGGGAGAGGAAGAAGGAUCCUAGGAGCGCCGGGAAGAUAUUGAGUCACACACGUCGUGGGUCUGGGCCUAGCGAGGCGGCCGUAGAGGUUAGAAUCCGUGGGGAAACGUUGGGCGCCGACCAGCUGGCGAGGGCAGGGUUGCCGCAUGAUUUGUUUAGCCUGGUGGUGGAUGAACGUUUCAAAGUUACCAACGCUGCCACGGCGGGCGAUUCGAAGAGCACAAGGGGGCGGACGAAAGGGAGACGAAAGGAAUAA